CCUCCUCCUCCUAGUCCUUGGCUCCUUGCUCCUGCUCCCUUGUCUCUCUGCCCCCCUCACGCCGCCCCCGCUCCCGCCCCAGCGCACCCCCACCCGCAUUCUCCAGAUCUCCAUGGACCAGGCCUCGCCCGCGGACCCAGCCGCCUCCUGCUCGGCCUCCGCCUCCCCCUCCCCCUCCGCCUCUGCGGCGGCGUCGGCGGCGGCGUCGGCGUCAGGGGACGUCGCCGCGAUGCUGCCGGACUCGCCGCCGCGGCGCGGGGCGGGGCACCGCCGCGCGCAGUCGGAGAUCCUCCUCGGGGGCGCCGCGCUCCCCGACGACCUCACCUUCGACGCCGACCUCGGCGUCGUCGGGGAGGCCUGCGUGGCCGGCGACGAGGACGAGGAGGACGAGGACGAGGACGAGGAAGGGGGCGGCGGCGGCGCUGGCGGCAGCCGGAUGUUCGAGAUGUUCCUCGAGAACGGCGGCACGCUCGCCGGGCCGUCGGCGCACCCGCAUCCGGCGGCGACGGCGACGCCGCCGCCGCGGCCACGGCACCAGCACAGCAUGUCGAUGGACGGCUCCACGUCCCUGCUUGGAUCCGCCGCCGCGGGGACGCCUGGGAGGGCGGGCGCUGACGCCAAGAAGGCCAUCUCCGACGCCAAGCUCGCCGAGCUCGCGCUCGUUGACCCCAAGCGCGCCAAGAGGAUUUUGGCAAACCGCCAGUCAGCUGCUAGGUCAAAAGAAAGAAAGAUGCGCUACAUUGCAGAGCUUGAAAGGAAAGUGCAGAAUCUCCAGUCAGAAGCAACUACACUAUCAGCUCAGCUGGCCAUGUUGCAGCGAGAUACCACUGGUUUGACAAGCGAGAAUAGUGAUCUGAAGGUACGUGUGCAGACAAUGGAGCAGCAGGUUCGGCUACAGGAUGCUUUGAACGACAGGCUAAGAGACGAGAUUCAGCAGCUGAAGGUUGCAACAGGACAGGUAAAUGCCAACAUUGGAAAAAUGGGAAACUUUAGUAUGUCGUCAUUUGGAGGCAAUCCACAAAGCUACCAGCGGAGCCAUAUACAGUCUCUUCUGGCUGCUCAGCAGCUGCAGCAGCUCCAGAUCCACUCCCAACAUCAGCAACAGCAGACGCAUUUGCAGCAGCAGCACCAGUUGCUGCAGGAGGCUCAUCCAUUCCCGGUGGACCUAAAGAUGAGAGGGUUUGCCAUGUCAUCACAUGCUCAAAAUGCAGGCGCCUCAGACAGCCAUGCUGUCAAGAGUGAACCCUGACCUUGAGAUUGUCAGUUGUUAGAAAUAAUGUUUGCUCUGUCUGACUGAGCGAUUCAUGCAUCGCUUAGCGUGGUGUCUAGGUAAACUUCAGAUUGUUUGAGGCACUUAGUUUUUGUGCAGCCUGUAGCUCCCAUUUGGUUGUAAGCUUUAGUGCUGAUGGACCAAGCUGAGUCAUUUACCGUGCCGGAUGCUUAUUGUAACUAGCCAUGGCUUUGUCCCUGGAGCAGUUCGCGCAUCUGUGCAAGAGCAGAAUGACAAUGGGUCUUUGCAAUAGGUCAAGAUAAACCUUGUGUCCGUUACCCAAGAAUCCAAGGUCAAGAUAAACCUUAGCGCCAGGUCUAUAUGCCCCAGUUUCAGCAAAAUGGCAUGGACGAAAACAUUGCUGUCCGCUUGACCUGUGUAAGCAACUAAACAUGAUGGUCUGGACCACCUUAGCCUGUUGAUGGUCCUAGCUGUCU
Messenger RNA from Sorghum bicolor (sorghum), 1707 nucleotides. Its product is annotated as transcription factor RF2a. Gene Ontology annotation, molecular function: DNA-binding transcription factor activity. The transcript has 4 exons. The coding region runs from base 113 to 1249 and encodes 378 amino acids. Lineage: Eukaryota; Viridiplantae; Streptophyta; Magnoliopsida; Poales; Poaceae. Gene Ontology annotation, cellular component: nucleus. Gene Ontology annotation, biological process: regulation of DNA-templated transcription. The record is from RefSeq and is a predicted model, not a curated record.